AUGAAAGCCGGUGUUGUGCAAAAAGUGAUUUCUGAUGUUACUUGUUUUCCUUAACCGGCGUAGUUACACAGCUGCAUCCGGUUUCGUUUAUUCACACAAGUAUGCUGAUGAAAGUGGGUUUCUUUCCCACUAACCUAAGUUUAAAGCUCACUACGUGACUCGCGUCAGUUUACGUACGUUACAGUACUGUAUGUUUAGAAAUGAUAAUUUUAUGAGAAAUAGUUUUUAAAAGACAUCCUAGGAAAUAAAUGUCAUUAACCUCUGACUGCGGGGUGAAAUUCAAAAUUGCCCACUGAGUUUUUAUUAAACAGAUUUACAUAUUGUUGUAUUCCAUGGUGCCAUUAAAGCGAAGAAAAAUCGUUCCCUCGGAUACUGGGAAUACUGGUACUGACCACAGUGAAGCUGAAGUACCAAACAAGUUUCCUCAAGUUGUUUUGUUCCUGUUGGAAAGAAAAAUGGGAGCCAGCCGAAGAGCUUUCCUCUCUCAACUCGGACGGAAGAAAGGCUUUAAAGUGGAGGAACUUUUCAGUGAAAGUGUCACACAUGUUAUUUCUGAGAAUAACUGCAGCGCUGAGGUCAGGACGUGGCUGGAGUCUCAGGGAGGACAGAGCCUAGGAGUUCACCUCCUGGACAUCAGCUGGUACACAGAGAGUAUGCGUGCAGGCCAUCCUGUGGUGAUAACCGAUAGACAUAAACUGCAGGAGCAGCAGACCAAUGAUGUAGAGGUUGCUUUGUUCUCUGUACCCAGCUAUGCCUGUCAGAGACGGACCACUCUGGACAACCAUAACACCAACUUGACCGAUGCCUUGUCGCUUUUAGCUGAAAAUGCUGAGCUCAGUGAUGAGGAUGGACGAGGCGUCGCCUUUCGACGAGCUGCUGCUGUGUUGAAGGCACUGCCUGCACAGGUGACGAGCAUGUCACAACUCAGGGGGCUGCCUUGCCUCGGAGAACACUCACUGAGAGUCAUAAAAGAUGUUUUGGAGAAUGGAGAAUCAAGUGAGGUUGAGUCUACCAAGCAGUCAGAGCGGUUCAAAGCACUAAAGAUUUUGACGGGUAUUUUUGGAGUUGGAGCUAAAACUGCUGACCGAUGGAUCAGAGAAGGAAUAUACAACCUCCAACAGUUACGAGAUUCAGGACACGCACUCAAUCAAGCACAAAAAGCAGGUCUGGAGCACUACAAUGACCUCAACCAGCCGGUCACUAAAGCAGAAGCAAAUGCCAUUGGGGAGAUUGUGCAGAAAGCCGUCAUUUCUGUGUUACCAGGAUCACACAUCGCUUUGACCGGAGGAUUUAGGAGAGGGAAGCUGACAGGCCAUGAUGUUGACUUUCUGAUAACCCACCCAGAGGAAGGCAGAGAGGUGGGACUGAUGCCUAAAGUGGUCUCCUGGUUGGAAUCACAGGGUUUUCUGUUGUACCAGAAAACUACAAGAAACUCUUACCUGGAAUCGAAGGACGGCCCUGCUCGACCUGCCUCCAACAUGGACCGCUUUGAAAGGUGUUUCUCCAUCUUUAAACUGACCAAAGGGGAGGAACAAGGAACCACACAGCCAGAGAAGAAUGGGGUGCAAACCAAGGACAGUCUCAGACCUCACUUGAAGGCAGACACAGAUCAAAAUCAACAAUCACAGUUAUGCCAACUCAGUAAGGAUUACCUGAUGAAAGCUGCAUCAGGCAGACUGUGGAGAGCUGUGAGGGUGGACCUGGUGGUCUCUCCAAUCAGCCAGUUUGCUUUUGCUGUGCUGGGCUGGACAGGAUCCAAGUUGUUUGAGAGAGAGCUGCGACGUUGGGCUGGGCACGAGAAGGACAUGUCCCUGAGCAGCCAUGCCGUGUUUGAUAAUAAGCAGAAUAGAUAUCUGAGAGCUACAUCAGAGGAGGAGAUAUUCGCUUAUCUUGGCCUGGAGUAUAUCCCUCCAUCAGAGAGAAAUGCUUGAAGAUACCAGAUAAGCUCCUACAGAGCAUGCAAGCAAGAACUGGAGGGUUCUUGCCAUUUAUGUUUCUGUGGUGCGGGCUACAUCAUAGCUCACAGUUACUAUGUAAUUACUAAGAAAAUAUAAAACUGAACUCAAAGGUGGCACCCACUCAGCUGACUGAAACUUUCACAUGAACACAGUUCAUUGCGGUACCACUGAAGUUUUAUUUACUGAGGUCCACUGAAUCAUUUCAAUUGCAUAAACUUUACAUUAUAACAAAAGUUUUUAAAAAUGUUUUAAAUGUGCGUACUCAACAAGAUGACAUAACUUCAUCCGAAUAUCAGUGUUUGCUUAGUUUCAGCCACUGGCAUGAAUUUGCUGCUACAUGUGUAACAUGAGUCUGUUUGUUUUUAUGCUCUAAACUGUGCACAGCUUAUAUUCUUAUAUUUUGUAAUAAAAAUGUGCGAUCCUAUGGGCAGUGCAAAAUUCUAUCUACAUUUCAUGCCAAUCAGUGGUGUAUGUAAAGUUUACAUAAAUCUUACAUAAAAUUUACAUACAUUUUACAUAAAUGAGGCAUGAUCUACGGCUUUUAUUUGUCACUGUGAUGAAGCAGGUGUUAAUCUAUAUUUUCUGUUCCUGUGAUGUUAGUUUUGUUACUUUUGAAAUUAAUAUUACAGCAGGAUAAACAUACAUCAGAAAAAUGAAAAAUCGGGCACCAGGGUGGCUCAGGGCAUGAGCAGGCGACCAUAUAUACUGCAUGGCAGUGCGGUCGGUGCAGGUUCGAGUCUCGACCUGUCGACAUUUGUCACGUGUCUUCCACGUUUCUCCUCCUGUCUCUCUCCACUGCUAAAAACUGUUGAAUAAAGCCGUAAAAAAAUUCAAACAACAAUGUGGCAAAUUAUUUUAAUGACAUAAAAUAGUUUCAAAUGUUAAGUUUGCCAGUAAUGACAUGUUUAAUAUGUAAUAUUGGGAACAAAAUGUUUUUAUUAGUAACUUGGGAGAUUUAAAUAUGAAUUAAUGUAAAGUUAAAAUAAAUCAAAGAAGACUAAGCGAGAGGAAAAUGUUGCUUUUAAUUUUCAGUUCUCAGUUGUCAGUGGGCUGCAGCAGGAACUUCCUGUAGUUGUAUUGUAGCUAUAGCUUCUGUUGUUUGAAAGUU
Molecule: messenger RNA, 3066 nt
Organism: Archocentrus centrarchus (flier cichlid)
Lineage: Eukaryota; Metazoa; Chordata; Actinopteri; Cichliformes; Cichlidae
Gene: polm
Product: polymerase (DNA directed), mu
Exons: 11
Coding region: 333-1931 (532 amino acids)
Biological process (GO): double-strand break repair via nonhomologous end joining
Cellular component (GO): nucleus
Molecular function (GO): DNA-directed DNA polymerase activity; DNA binding
Source: RefSeq, a predicted model, not a curated record